Molecule: messenger RNA, 1290 nt
Organism: Penicillium macrosclerotiorum
Lineage: Eukaryota; Fungi; Ascomycota; Eurotiomycetes; Eurotiales; Aspergillaceae
Exons: 1
Coding region: 1-1290 (429 amino acids)
Biological process (GO): regulation of transcription by RNA polymerase II
Molecular function (GO): zinc ion binding; DNA-binding transcription factor activity, RNA polymerase II-specific
Source: RefSeq, a predicted model, not a curated record
AUGCGCAGCUUUCUACACUUUUUAUGUUGCUUCCCUCGGAAGAUAUCGACGGACAGUCUCACUCUAGAUACUGACGAUGAAGACGAUCUUCAGUGCGAUGAGAAGAAGCCCACCUGUACCAACUGCUCAAAUCAUGAAAUCGAAUGCUCAUUCUCGAACAAUGCGCCUGUCACACCAGCAUCUGACUCACACUCUCCAAUCACUACAAUCUCUGAACCCUCCCCAGAGCAAAUCAAGACCCGCUCCUCACAGCGGUAUGUCCCAUACCAUUUUUCGGCUGGAGGCGUUCAGCAGACAUUCAAACUAGCCAAGCCAAAGCGGAAACCUGAAAUAACCUCACACUCAACUGGAACCCAAUGCGACCCUCCACCUCUCGAGAACAUUUCCUUCUCCGACCUCCAGCUUUUUCAUCACUACACCAUAUCCACCUACCGAACGAUGAACGACGAUAAUGACGAAAACGGCGUCUGGCAGAACCACCUUGUCCAGUGGGGUAUGGAGUUCCCGUCGAUCAUGCAUCUCAUCCUUGCCCUUUCGGCCUUGCACCUGGCCCACGAGCAGCCCACUGUGCGAGAUUACUACGUUCAGAAAGCCGACGACCACUUCACCUUCGGCGUACGCUCUGUCACCGGCGUGCUAGCCCAGCUUAACGCGAACAACUGCCAGAAGAUCUACAUGGCCGCUGUGCUGGUUUGCUUCAUCUACUUCGGCCGUGGGCCGCGGCCCGGCGAGUACCUGAUCUUCAGCGACAGCGGCCCCGCAGAGUGGAAGGUGCUCAUGGGCGGGGUGAAAAUGAUCCUGGCGAGCCACCAUAAUCGCGUGUUCAGCGGGGUUCUCAAGCCGACGGGCGACGCGCGGGAACGCUUGCUCAGCAGCUCGAUGCGGCUCGCACUGAACGAGCACACCGUCCGCGUGCAGAUGCUAGAACGCCUGGUCGAGCAGCAUGGGGAUCCCUCCGCGCGGGAGAUGUACGCCGCAGCGAUCGAGAAUCUCUUAGAAAUCAUGAUUGAAGUGUAUGAGCAGCGGUCGAUGGGCGAUGCGGGCGUGGCGCUGAUGCACUUGCUAAUCGGGUGGAUAUAUCGACUGCCGGAUGAGCUGGUUAGCCUUUUGGAACUGAAGGACCCGUGUGCGCUAGUAAUUCUCGCGUACUGGGCGCUUUUGCUGAAGUAUAUGGAAUCGACGUGGUUUAUGGUGGGCUGGUCCCAGCAUGUGCUGUCUGGGAUAAUGGCUUCGCUUCCGCCGGAAUUCGGGUCGUGGAUUGAGUGGCCGUUGACGAAAGUGCAGACAUGA